This is a messenger RNA of Suillus paluster, 1503 nucleotides long. RefSeq names its product origin recognition complex subunit 2. Bases 88 to 1323 code for a protein of 411 amino acids. Gene Ontology annotation, cellular component: nucleus; nuclear origin of replication recognition complex. Gene Ontology annotation, molecular function: DNA replication origin binding. NCBI's taxonomy places the organism in Eukaryota, Fungi, Basidiomycota, Agaricomycetes, Boletales, Suillaceae. The transcript has 2 exons. Gene Ontology annotation, biological process: DNA replication. The record is from RefSeq and is a predicted model, not a curated record.
GUACAGAGCAUGCGUUUCGAACAAGAACUAUUGCGCGAAAUGCAAAGUGUGUACGCCAGUAGAACGAACUGAAUUUUGCUCAUCGUGAUGGAUAGCGACGAAGGAUCCGAGCUCUAUGCCUCAGACAUCGAGCACAAUUAUGCCAACAUCCUCAAGGAGGCUGAAACUGACGGUCUGAUCGACUCAUACAAGCCGUCCUUUGAUGUUUAUUUCACGCAUGCUUCCUCACGCACGCGCACAUCUACCAAUGUCUUCUCACAGCGCGUCGUGCCCCUUAGCCCUGAAGAGUACAAUGCUGCUCUCGCACGGGCCCCUGCGCAUGCCUUUAUGCCGAAAAUUCCCUUUGAUAACUCCAGUUUCAAGAGAUGGGCUCGCGAGCUCGACGAGGGCUUUAAUUUAUUGUUCUAUGGACUGGGCUCGAAGCGCAGUAUCCUCAACGACUUUGCAAAACACGUCUCAAGACGUGGUCAUGUCGCUGUAGUCAACGCCUUUCACCCUUCGGUAACUGUGCGCGACAUGCUUGCAUCCAUUGCACGCGUCCCAGGCGUACAAUCCACUUCCACUUCUGCUCCUUCCCUGGAGCGCGUAGCAGAGCAUUUUGCAGGCUCAGACAGCCCCCAUCUCUUCCUCAUAGUUCAUUCUCUCGACCGCUCUCCAAAACUUACACGUGCGAUUGCUUCGCUCGCACUCAGCCCCCACAUUCACAUUGCUGCGUCUAUCGACCGGCUCAACGCGCCACUUCUCUUCAGUGCGUCUCAGCUCGCAGCUCGGAAAGGUUCUGUCUUUUCUUCGGAUCGCGCUACAAAAAACGUAGGAUAUGGCUGGCUCUGGCACGACCUAACAACUCUUGCACCAUACACCUCCGAACUCGCGUUCGCUGACCGCACCUCCAUUUCCGGUGCCUCAGCUUCCCGUUCACGAGUUGAUGUCACCAACCCUGCUUCCGGUCCGUUGACAGAAACAGCGGCAAUGCACGUCCUCGCUGCAGUGACCGCUAAAGCCAAAAAAUUGUUCUCCUUGCUCGCUGCAAAGCAGCUCGAGAAUGCUGAUUCAUCCGACGACUCAGAGGCUAACUCCGCACGUAAUCCUAACGAUCAGCAGCAUCUUGGCCUGACAUAUGACGCUCUCUUUACUUUGGCGCGGGACGCGUUCAUCGCCACGAAUGAUACUGCCUUCAGAGCUCUGCUUGGCGAGUUCAGGGACCACGGGCUUGUUGUUAGCGCAGCACAGCCUGGUACUAGUGGAAGUGAGGUGUUGUGGAUACCUUUGAGGAGGGAGAGGCUGUCGAAGCUGGUUGGAACCCUCGAUGGGGCCAGAACAUGAUCGCGUGAGCUCACUGUGAUGAGUCUGUGGAUGUUGAUAUAGAAUACCGCUAUGAAACCGGUAGAUCGACUUCCCUCGGCGAUCUAUUGUACCGAAAAUUAUCAAUCUUGAUAUUGCACACAGCUGCGAGUGCUGGAUGUUAUUAUUGAUGGAAGCGAGGAUGAUCGAAAUAGAGUUGAU